GUACGAGCAUGAUGCCUACACGUUGUCGUGAAUGGCGUAAAGGGACGUAGCAAGGCUUUGAAUUGUAUAUUACCGUUAUGCAAUGUAGUGACUUUAUACGGGACUUUUGCUGAAUACCUUUGCUUUUUUGUAUCACCCCCAGACGUUUACAAGACAGUGGUGAAAUCAGUCAACUGAAACAAUGUAACGUUAGCAUCGCGGCUAAAUUCAUUAAUAGCAUCUGUCGACAACUGUAGCGCCCUACAACAACAUAGUUAAUCAUGGAUUUCGUUUUGAGUGGGAUGGCUGCUUGUGGGGCUUGUUUAUUUACAAACCCACUCGAGGUAGUGAAGACGCGGAUGCAACUUCAAGGAGAGCUGAAGAGCCGGGGAACGUACCAGGUCUACUAUCGAAAUGUGUUUCAUGCCUUCUACACAAUUGGCAAAGUCGAUGGACUUGCGGGAUUACAAAAAGGCUUGGUACCAGGACUCAUUUAUCAGUUCUUUAUGAAUGGGGUGCGUCUCGGUUCAUAUGCCAUCAUCGAAUCCGCCGGUUACAUUCAAACUGACGGCAAGGUCAGCGCGGUGAAGAGCAUAUUGGCAGGGGCUAUUGCUGGGGUCGUCGGUGCCUACAUGGGCAGCCCGAUUUACCUGGUCAAGACACAUCUACAGAGCCAGGCAACGUCCUCCAUUGCCGUUGGGCAUCAGCACAGACAUAGGGGGAUGCUUCAUGCACUGGCGGCCAUCCACAAAAAGCAUGGCAUGAUGGGAUUGUGGAGGGGUUCCAGUGCUGCUAUUCCAAGGGUCAGCGUGGGUUCAGCUGCCCAACUCUCCACUUUCUCCUCCUCCAAGGAGCUUGUAACAGAUCUACAGCUGUUUCCAGAAGGCAGCUGGCUGAUAGGCUUAACCGCUGGAAUGGUCAGUAGUGUGGCGGUGGUGAUGGCCAUGACUCCAUUUGAUGUGGUCAGCACACGACUCUACAACCAGCCAGUGGACCACCUCGGCAAGGGCGAACUUUACCGGGGCUUCAGCGACUGCUUCUCCAAAACACUGAAGAAGGAGGGAGUUACAGGCCUCUACAAGGGCCUGGGCGCUUCAUACUUCCGCCUCGGUCCACACACCAUCCUUUCUUUGGUCUUCUGGAAUGAGCUGCGAAAGGUUUACCAGAAACACAGUUAGUACCUUAAGGGGAAAUGUGUGAGUGUGUAUGGGAGUGAGCGAGCAAGCAAGUGAGGGAGGAAGGGAGAGUGUAGAGAUCACUCCUGAUAGGACAAAACUACUCACACACAAAGCCCUCAGGUAAACAGAUGUCUCAUUUGCAAUGGAUGCAAUGCUAGUUACUUAAAAGAGGAGGCCAGUGUAUACAGUAUGCCACAGGAGAAUGGAAGUAUGUGGUAUGAGGAGAGUUUUUUUAAAUAGACCUUCUGAUAUGCAAAGGGACAGCAUGUCCUUUAGGCAUACAACAAGGCCAUAAUGCAUAUAUAGCAAGUUACAUCUUCUCAGAUUACUAACGGGAAAUAAUGAAUAAUUUUGCUUAAAAUGUUUAAGCACCUAAUAGAAUGUGUACGUUAAAUAUGCUAUCUUGCAAUGGGAUACCAAAUAGUUUCACAAGUUUUAGUUUUUAAAAUGUAUUAUAUUUUAAAGGUAUAAAUAUUUUUAAAUUCCAUGAUGUAACUGGAACAGUAAGCAAAUAACAUUUCUGAAUACAGUAGAGGCAAAGGAAAGAGGAAGGGGUGUGAUGUAAUGUCUUUAUGAACAAACUGUUACUCAAUAUUACUGACUUAUGACUCUGGUUAGACAUUCCACAGUCAUUCUUACAAAGAUUGUUGAUGGGACUCAAGAUUAGAAAACCAGUGCGAAGGUUUGCCAUUUCGGAAGCUAGUAGUGCAACCAAAACAUAUGGGAGGAUUGCUCACAUAAUGGUCGUGGUUCUUCUCAUACCGGCAUUCGUUUGGUUUUGGUGUGAUGCAGUGCAGGGGCCCGCUUCAUAUUCAUUCCCAACUUAAAUGAAAGACAAACUGGUCUUACAUUGGUAAGACUGAGAAACAAUAGUCAAUGUUGACAGUAUAGUGUUGUUUCUAAUGACACUUGCUUUGUCCUUGUCCUUAAGAGAUCAUUUGCAUGUCAGUGGUUUGAAGAUGACAAGUGGAUUGUGCUGAAAGAAAACAUAAACCCUUUGCCUUACUUUAGAAUAACUUUUGAUACAGAGUAUAGCGCUUUUUUGUGAUGCUUGAUAUAGGAAAUGUACUGAUACAGAUAUUGUAAAUCUGCAAAUACAGCAGAUAUAUUGGCAUUAAUUGAACUGGUAUUUGAAACUGACCGAAAUGAAUCAACAAUAAAUUGUGUUAAAAUAAAA
Messenger RNA from Alosa sapidissima (American shad), 2334 nucleotides. RefSeq names its product solute carrier family 25 member 35 (gene slc25a35). Lineage: Eukaryota; Metazoa; Chordata; Actinopteri; Clupeiformes; Clupeidae. The coding region runs from base 261 to 1157 and encodes 298 amino acids. The record is from RefSeq and is a predicted model, not a curated record. The transcript has 5 exons.